CGCAGCACUCCGCCUGCUCCUCUGGCUCGGCUCGGCUCGGCUCGGCUCGGCUCGGCUCGGCUCGGCACGGAGGGAGACAUGCACACCACGCUGCUCAGCAUCCUGGGGCUGGCCCUGCUCGGGGCACUGCACGCGCAGGACGGCGUCCCCGUGCAAACCGACUUCCAGCAGGACAAGUUGACAGGGAGAUGGUACAGCAUCGGCCUGGCCUCCAACUCCAACUGGUUCAAGGAGAAGAAGCACCUGAUGAAGAUGUGCACCACGGUCAUCUCUGCCACCGCAGACGGGAACCUGGAAGUCACCUCCACCUACCCCAAGGGUGACCAGUGCGAGAAGAGGAACAGCCUCUACACCAAGACAGAGGAGCCGGGACGGUUCAGCUACACCAGCCCACGCUGGGGCAGCAAGCAUGACAUCCGCGUGGUGGAGACCAACUAUGAGGAGUACGCCUUGGUGGCCACCCAGAUCUCCAAGAGCACCGGCUCCUCCACCAUGGUGCUGCUCUACAGUCGGACAAAGGAGCUCAGUCCCGAGCGCCUGGAGAGAUUCACCCAGUUCUCCAGGGAGCAGGGUCUGACGGACGAAGAGAUCCUCAUCCUGCCCCGGACGGACAAAUGCAUGGCAGACGCUGCCUAGGCAGACCCGCCGGCUGCUGCCCGCCGGAGCCCGAGAGCACCGCGAGUCCCGUCCCGUCCUGUCCCCAGCACGUCCCCCAGCACCGCAGCAGCCUUCGCUCCCCGCCUUCACACCCCACGCCUGCACCCCCGUCCCCAUUAAAGCCCAUAUAAAACCA
Molecule: messenger RNA, 793 nt
Organism: Chroicocephalus ridibundus (black-headed gull)
Lineage: Eukaryota; Metazoa; Chordata; Aves; Charadriiformes; Laridae
Product: lipocalin-like
Exons: 7
Coding region: 79-636 (185 amino acids)
Molecular function (GO): small molecule binding
Source: RefSeq, a predicted model, not a curated record